CGUAUACGACCCCGUGAACCAACAGUUUCCUACUCAUGAUGCCGUGGGCAGAAAACCUUUUAUGUCACGAUGCCAAGGCAUCGAGUACGUUUCAUCCCACACAGCCCGAAGGCCUUCGAUGGUGAAGCUGUCAUCAUCAAGGGGCAAUGGUCAUGCAGCCCCCAGCAGAUUACCGACAUAGACCAGGGCGUUGUCGAGGCACACGAACUCGCAAAUGCUGCCCUUACUGCCCUUGGAAAGUCCAAUGUUGCGAGGACACCGGCUUACUUCUCUUGGUUCGGACCUGAAAGCGGAGGUCCUUCAGCAUCCAACCUUGUUGAGAAGCACUAUCGUCCUGUGAUCGACUCCCUCAAGGCCCCAAGUGUCGAAACAGCCUUCCGUUUCUCCCCUGAGCCGAUGUUCCCCCCGAAUACUGUCACAGACAAGAGUCUUGUUUUCGGCUGCUCCGGAAACAAUGGCCCCUGCGCGGAUGGCCAGAUGGUUGCGGGUGUACAGAGUGCCACAGCUACCGAGGCCGCAGUCUUUGGUACCACUCUGUUGCUUCUCUGCGAGACCUUCUUUGACAAGACUCGUCCCACCAAUCAGGGAAGGGUGAAGCAAUGGCAGACCGAAAGCGCCAUCGGCGACAUGUCGAAGGGUUUUGUCUUGGUUCACGAAACUCAGCACAUGCUUAUUGCCACGGGAGCGGGAGAACGGGCGGAUGAUCUCAAGAACCCGUUCUUCGGUUUCCUUGAUGACAGGUGUGAGGACUGCUACUCUGCCACAUGCUGCUCCCGCUUGUCAGCAGCAGAGAAGGUGAAGAAUGCGCAGAACUAUGCGAUCUUUGCACUUGUUGGUAUUCUUUUCACAGGGAAUUUGGUUCGAACCGUAGGGCCCUGGGGUGACGAAGUAUCAUGUCAGAGCCCUCCCGGAUAGGGGCUAGUCAGAG
Molecule: messenger RNA, 928 nt
Organism: Colletotrichum phormii
Lineage: Eukaryota; Fungi; Ascomycota; Sordariomycetes; Glomerellales; Glomerellaceae
Exons: 3
Coding region: 70-915 (281 amino acids)
Molecular function (GO): metallopeptidase activity
Source: RefSeq, a predicted model, not a curated record